UGAAGCGGGACACUGGGAGCCAGCAGCUGUCUGUGAUUCAUGCAGUAAGCUGUGAGUGUGUGUAAGAGAGGGAGGCAAUAGCUCUAGUUAUAGGGUUCUGUAAUUUAGUUAUCUGACUAAACUUAAGGGCUCUAAGGUUGCUGGUAUAAAAGGGAUGUAAGGGUUGUUUUUCAUUCAUUUAGUCUUUAAUUCAAAUCUGUUUUGUUAGGAAAAAUAUUGGAUUGUUUCAUUGCUAGAUUGAGCUGUAAUUGUUGGUAUAUUUUGUGCUGAUACUCAGAGCUUGGUAAAAGUGUAAGAAUAUGGGUAGAUGAGCUGUUUGAUUAAUUGAUAAAUGUAUUUUAUGUUUUGUCGGUUUAUAACUAAAAUAUUUGACUUUUCUACUGUAUCAGGAUAUUUUAAAAGGAUAUUUUCUAUCAAUAGUUUAGUUUUUUCACCAGUCAUUAUUUAAAUUGAAGAAGGGGAAAUAAGUAGUUUUUUUGUGGGUGUUAGCCAUGCCCUUUUAAAUGCUUGACAGGACAAUAACAUCUCACACAGUCAUGCUGCUGGCUCUACCGCUGGUUCUGUGGCUUAUUUCUGGGGCCCAGUCUUCAGACCCGGCCCCAUUAACUGUCAUGUACCAAGUCUGGGAGGAGCAGCCUGUGGGCACCAGGGUUGGCCGUCUGGUCGAUGACCUGCGUCAGAGAGGCGAGACCGGGGUACUGGAGGAUUUCCAGGUCGUGGAGCAUGGUCAAGCCCUGCCUUUCUCCAUUGGAGUAAGAGAUGGAACUGUCGCCACCCUAGGCCAGCUGGACCGGGAGGAGCUGUGUCGAGGCUCGGACCUGUGUGAGCUGGCCUUCAGUGUCCUCUACAGGAAAGGUGGUGUUAUCCACUUCCUGAGGGUGCGGGUGGAGGUGAUGGACCUAAAUGACCACAGCCCAACUUUCCCCAGCAGCCAGCAGGAGAUUGAAAUCUCUGAGAUGGCCACAUUGAGGAUGCGGAUCCCCCUUGACCGAGCGGUGGACCCGGACGCCGGCCCCAAUGGUCUGCAGACCUACUCGCUGUCCGUCAACCAGCAUUUUGCCCUGGAUGUAAGGAGUGCUGUGGAUGGGCCAAAGCAGGCAGAGCUGGUGGUGAUCAAGGAGCUGGACAGGGAGGUGCAUUCCUCCUUCGAGCUGACUCUGGUGGCCUGGGACAAGGGGAAUCCUCCCAGGUCGGGCAGUACUCUGGUCCAGGUCAACGUCUUGGACUCUAACGACAACAGCCCCAUGUUUGAGGAUAGCACCCCCACUGUGGAACUAGCCGAGGAUACAGCUCGUGGGACUAGCGUCAUCAACCUCAAGGCCACGGACCCUGACCAAGGGGCCAACGGGGAGGUUGAGUACUCUCUAAGCAAGCAUGCGCCACCUGAGGUGCAUAAGCUUUUCAGUAUCCACCCCCAGAGUGGGGUAGUGACUUUAAAAGGCCCACUGGAUUAUGAAGCCAAACACUUUUAUGAGGUGGACAUCCAGGCGCGUGAUCUUGGGCCCAACGCCAUCCCCUCUCAUUGUAAACUACACAUCAAGCUAAGGGAUGUCAAUGAUAAUGCACCAAGGAUCCACGUCACUUGGACACCCCCUGAUUCCCCAGUGGCAACUGUUUUAGAAGGUGCACCAAAGGACACGUUCCUUGCACUGGUGAUGGUCUCUGAUGCAGACUCCGGGGACAACGGGAAUGUGCACGCCCACAUCCAACAUGGAUCCGGCCACUUCCGCCUCAAGAAAAUCCAUGGCGACAAUUACAUGAUCGUAACCAAUGGCACCCUGGAUCGGGAAAAGGUCAUGGAGUAUAAUCUCACGUUACUUGCCCAGGAUUACGGUGACCCUCCACUGUCAUGUGUUAGACACCUAGUUGUCCAUGUGUUGGAUGAGAAUGACAAUGCCCCUGUGUUCUCCAAGUCCCACUACAGGGCUUCCUUCAAGGAGAACAAUACCGUGGGGCUCCAGGUCCUCAAGGUAGAGGCCAAUGAUGUGGAUAUUGAGCUCAGCGGCAGGGUGUCCUUCUCCAUCCGAGAGUCCAAUGAGCUGGGACCUCCCACUGCGUCUUUCGUCAUCCACCCCACCAGUGGUGUAGUCAGCGCCCAGCAGUCAUUGGACUAUGAGGAGUCGCCCACAUACUCCUUCAUUGUGGAGGCCAUAGACCAUGGGCAGCCACCCCUCACCAGCACCGCCACGGUACUCAUCGAGAUCCAGGAUGUCAACGACAACUACCCCGUCAUCAAGGAGCCGAUGCCAAAGAAAGGCAUAGCCUUUGUGAGUGUCCCGGUCAACGAGAAGGGGGAGAUAGUGGCACAACUAGGGGAUGGUGCUGAAGAAGGCUCCACCGAUCCUCAUACUGGUCGCUCUGUCCAAAAUGGAUUUAUGGGAUUCCUGGCCACUACCAUCAAGGCUAAUGAUCCAGACUCUGGCCUGAAUGGAAGACUCAGCUACAUGAUCACAGAUGGAAACCCCACAGGACUAUUCAGACUCAAUGACACCACCGGACAACUGUAUGUUAACACGACCAAUGCUACAGAGCUCAUUGGGAAAACUUUCAAAGUGGAUAUUGCUGUAUCGGACAAGGGUUCUCCAAGGCUAUUGACAAAGGCCACCUUGGAGGUGGCUUUCAUCAACUUGCGGGACCAUUUGAAGAACUCAGCUCCUGGUAACCAUGGUCAGCUGAGUUUCACCAUGAUGGUGGCCAUCUGCCUUGGGGCCAGCUGCAUCCUGCUUCUCCUGGCGGUUGCCUUGGUGACAACCUUCUGUCGCCCCACGAAACGAGACAACCAUUCCUACAACUGCAGGACGGCCGAGUCCACCUACACGAGCCACCCUCGCCGCCCGCAGAAAAACAUCAGGAAGACAGACAUCCAGCUGGUGCCAGUCCUGAGGGGACGAAGGGAGGACCCUCCAGAAGAUGAAGCACAGCCCCUCUCCCCUAUGCUCCUGGUGGUUGAAGAGCAAAACACUGAAACGCAGUACAGCGUUGCCAACUCCAUGAACCCAAUAGUCCACUCCCAGGCCUACCCAGAGGGGGGAUCAACGCUACCAGUCUCCCAUUCCAGAACACUCAGGAAACCUGGGAGCAUCGAGCUGGACGGCACUCUUCCUUGGACCCCUGCCAUUCCUUACCGAACCCUGCGUAAGGCAAGAAACCCUUCAUCGUCCUCCUCACUGUAUCAGACCAGUACCCUGAGGCGACAUGGGAACUCUGAGAUCCAGGUUAGCCCCGACGUUGAAGUGGCAGAAACAUCGUCCCAGGUGGCAACACUUAGAAGGCCCAAGAACAACGAUACCAGAAGUGGACUUGACGCUGAAGACCACAGAAGGAUGCUGAGGAACCUGGUCCGUCUCUCCAUGGCUGCCUUCGGAGAGAACUCCAUUGAGUUGUCUGCCGCCUCUCCCGAAGUGCAGCAGGUUUCUCAGCUCCUCUCCCUGCUCCACCAGGGCCAGCUGCAGCCAAGACCAAACUUCAGAGGCAAUAAGUUCUCCCAGCGUGCUGGCAGGUCUUACGCUCAGGACACUGAUUGGCAGAGCACCAAGGACAGCGGUCAUGGUGAGAGUGAGGCCGGAGACAUGGACUGGGACAUGGGCCGAGACUCCCCCGUCGACCCGCUACUGGAGGAGGGGCUUAAUAACCUGCUCAACAACCCUGUGUUUUUCUCAAGGAAACUGAAGGAAACGGCAAGAUUCGACUUGUACCUCCAUGACGUCUUUGCUGACAUAGAGGACCCUGCGUGGAUGUCCCGCCUCUCCCUCCCCCUAACGGCCGACUACCACGAGAAUGUUUUUGUUCCCAAUGGGCCACCGUCCCCUGAAACCCAUUGCUCCCCAGACACCCUUGACUCUGCCUCCUUCUCCACCUUCGGUAAGAAGCCGGAGGAUGGCUUACUGGGCGGGGCCUUGAUCUCAGAGGUCAACACUUUGUUUAAUAUGCUCCUGACCCAGAAAGGCGACUCCCAGCCCCGCCCCUCGCCAGACGUGCUCUACAGACUGUCCGCCACCUACCGGCGCUCGCUGGGGCUGGAAGGAGAUACCGCUGCAGCAGGGGGCGCCAACAUACAAAGGAACUCUGUGAACCCCGAAAAUAGGUCCCCCCUGGUUCAAUACCCUUAGGCCCAACCCCUGGUAUGAGAACAGUUGCCUCAACAUUACUUGAUCGAUUCUUGUGUGUUUGGAUGCCUAAGACCCCCCCCCCCCCCACAAACUGAUGCAUUUUUUUACAUGUUGCUGAAAUGACUGAACUGCUCAAGCUUACAACAGCAACUCUCUUCCUUCUCCUAACAUAUCCCCAUUAGAUGUCCAAUACAUGCCUAAGCUCUGACAGCCUGCUUCCCUGUAUGAAACAGGACAAGGUCAGAAGAGGGAGAGGAGUUAACCAAAGGCCUUUAUUCAGUACUGGAAAAAAGCACAAUGUACUAUACAGUACUCCCCACAUAGAAAAGUGUCCAUUUACCUUGGGAUAAAUGUUACACAAUGAAACCGUCUUCCUCAUGUGGCACAUACUCCUCUGUAUCAUUCUGAUGCAACAAAGAUUCACUUUCUGUCUCUCGUCAGAAGUGUUUCUCAGUGGGAGCAACAACAUGGUGCUAUCCGUUGUUAGCGUUGUCCAUGGUAUGAAUGGCUGAGUUUAGCAGCCCUAAACAAAAGAGCCCAAGAAGGAAACGGCUCUCUCUCUUCUCUGAAGACAAAAACACUAACAACAUUAAGUCCUGUUCCUGAGGAGAAAUGUCUGUCACAAUGGACCUAGUCUGCCGACACUUCCUUCACCACCAUUUUGAGAAAUGUUUCCAUUAUUGAUUACUAUUUGUAUUUACUCAAGUAAAUUAUUUAGCUACUGAAAAAUGUACUAUUUACAGAGGUAUAAAUGUUUGUUUAUGUCUGUGUAGGAAACACUUACAGUACCUUCGGAAAGUGUUCAGACCCCUUGAUUUUUUCCACAUUUUCUUAUGUUACAGCCUUAUUCUAAAAUUGAUAAAAUACAACAACAAAAAGUCCCCAGCAAUCUACACGACGUACCCCAUAAUGCGUACCCCAUAAAGGAAAAACAGGUUUUUAGAAACGUUUGCAAAUCAAAUGUUUUAAAUGUUUAAAAAUCAGAAAUACCUUAUUUACAUAAGUAUUCAGACCCUUUGCUAUUUAUUAUUUGUUUAUGGAAGAGCGGCCAGACGGAAACCACCACUCAGUAAAAGGUUCAUGACAGCCGACUUGGAGUCAGCCGACUUGGUACAUGACAGCCGACACCUAAAGACUCUCAGACCAUGAGAAACACGAUUCUCUGGUCUGGUGAAACCAGGUUUGAACUCUUUGGCCUGAAUGCCAAGCGUCACGUCUGGUGGAAACCUGGCACCAUCCCCAUGGUGAAGCAUGAUGGUGGCAGCAUCAUGCUGUGGGGAUGUUUUUCAGUGGCAGGGACUGGGAGACUAGUCAGGAUCUAGACAAAGAUGAACAAAGGCAAAGUACAGAAAUCCUUAAUGAAAACCUGCUCCAGAGCGCUUAGGACCUCAGACUGGGGUGAAGGUUCACCUUCCAACAGGACACACAGCCAAGACAAUGCAGGACUGGCUUUGGGACAAGUCUCUGAAUGUCCUCUC
Messenger RNA from Oncorhynchus gorbuscha (pink salmon), 5587 nucleotides. RefSeq names its product protocadherin 12 (gene pcdh12). The transcript is spliced from 5 exons. Lineage: Eukaryota; Metazoa; Chordata; Actinopteri; Salmoniformes; Salmonidae. The record is from RefSeq and is a predicted model, not a curated record. Gene Ontology annotation, cellular component: plasma membrane. Gene Ontology annotation, biological process: homophilic cell-cell adhesion. Bases 504 to 4109 code for a protein of 1201 amino acids. Gene Ontology annotation, molecular function: calcium ion binding.